CUCUUCAAAAAUCCAAUCGUUUCCUAUCUUCUUACCUAAAUUUAUCGUUCGUUAUCCAUCGUUCGUCGUACGUCAUUUGGUUGCCGCCUUUAAUAAAUACGUGCGAUUACCAUCGUUUCAAGUGCUCCGCAACAGUGAUAAUGUCCGAGGAUGUUAGUGUAACGAUUCAAAAGGGUUUGUCGGAAUGGUGGAACGAAGAAACCGAGUAUAUUUUUCAACGAAUCGAGCGAUGGGCUGCGUACGCAAGAGGUUACAACCGGUUGAGAUCACAAAGACUAUCAAGAGGUCGCAUGACUAUGCAAGGAGGACAGGAACCACGCUGGAGUAUUUCCUCCAAUAAGCUGAUCAUCGACGAUUGCUCCUGGAGUCCGCGUUUUCAUAGCUUGAAAAAGUCACGACGAAAAUCUCGACCGGAGGAAACCAAGAUCGAUUGCUGCGCAACUCUCAAUUACCAAUCAAACAGCAAUUUGGACAGCUCUUGCCUGCAAACCUAUAGAUACGACCAUAGUAUUUACUUCAAGACAAUUGGCGACAUUAAAAAUGACAAGAAACAGGUUAAUGUUACCACGAACGGAGAAGAAGAUGGGAUUUCUGUUAGCAGCGAGGAGCUGGUCGAAUGGCAUGUUAAUACAGUGUCAGGAUUUAUCGCCAGUCAGCUAUUCGAAGAUGCGUUCGUCAAUCACGAUAAAGAAAAUGCCUUGGAUUCUACAAGAAAUUCUCAUCAGGAUGCCAACAGGCAACUUGACUCUGUCGCAUGGUUCAACGUGGACUUGUCGAAGCUCGAUUUAGACGAAGAUGACAUCACCGUGACAGUUACCAAUCAGCUAAAUAAUGAAAACGGUUUGACAAUUUUUCAGAACGAAGAGCAAACGAAUAAUAAUUACAUUCAGAACGAAGAAACUGUCGUGAAAACGAACUUGAACAAUCGAACGCAAUUAAGCUGCGUGGACCAAGAUGAAAACAACGCGAAGGAAACGCAGCCCGAGGAAGGAACCAAGAAGUUUCUUGACGUUCGAAGAACGAGAAGAUCAUACAGAACGGUUAAACAACAACCAGUUGUAGGUGAUAACGAAGUGGUUUGGCCUAGUGUAUUAUUAAAUUACACUAAAAACAUCAGCCCCUCCAAUUCGCCGCAUCAUUACAAUGAACCACGAAAAUAAAUUAGAAGACAAAUUUUCACGACGCGAUGGAUUUGAUUUUACAAUUUUCAACAAUAACGUUGACAAACGUUUCAACAAUAAAUGCACGUAAAAUUAUCUGUAUAACAUCGUUCCGCUCUAUUAGAAUACAUCCUUUUUGUAUCAAACUUUUCAAAUCAAAAUCAUAAUUUUAUCAACUAUAUUCCUCGUAAAUGUAUAAUGGAAAAUAAAUUACAUUUGUCUCGUAUACAAAUCAUUGUUACAAUCCGUCGCUAAUGCAGUUAUCAAAUCAGUUUGAUAUCUGCUUUGUGUUUUUUCUAUCAAUGAGUAGAGAGUUCUUAAUGACGAAAAGAUGGAAAAUUUGAUUCGACCAAGCACGUUACAUACGACGAUUCCGGUGUACCAUUAUUUCAGAGUUUAGUAGUUUUAUUAAUCCCGCCGAUGCGUUUAGUUUUCAUGCCUAUUUAUACAUCAAAAUACGAUACGUAUCGCAAAUGCUAUCCGCACCGGGUAAACAUGCAACUUUUUUACAAAAAUAAAGUUACCACAUUCCAUCCUCAGCGAAUUCUUCAUUGUUUUUCAUCUUUCGACUGUCGGCAGAAACCUCUUUUAAGCAAUAUUCCUUCAAUCUUGAUGAUACUUGUGCACACAACGUUGAAUAGCAAUAAUACUAUACGGAAAGAUAUGAAACUAAACUUUAGUUAAGGGCAUUUGCAUUUAUCGAGUGUACAAAGUUAUUUUUCUUGAAAACAAAGCAUCACAACAAAUUCUUGUGUAAAGUUUAUUUUACACUUUCGAUCGAUUUUUUCAUCGAUUAUGUCUUUUCUUAAUAUCUAUUAUCAACAACAACAACAACAAUAAUAAUAAUAAAAGAUUAUCUAAGUAAAGGAAGGAUUCGAUUGUAGGAACGACUCAUAUUAUAUUAUAUUGUAUUAGUGACAAAAGUAUCUUGUCUGUCUGCAGGUUUGGGCGCAUAUUUACGAACAUGAAAUAAGAACCACAAAUUAAGAGAACCAGAAAGUGUAUACAGUGGCAAAUACAUCGUAGAUU
Molecule: messenger RNA, 2189 nt
Organism: Bombus impatiens (common eastern bumble bee)
Lineage: Eukaryota; Metazoa; Arthropoda; Insecta; Hymenoptera; Apidae
Exons: 1
Coding region: 141-1160 (339 amino acids)
Source: RefSeq, a predicted model, not a curated record